UACAGAUCAUAUCGACAUCAUCCCCUUAUGUUGCAGCGAUCCCUCGCCGACCGAUUCCUCUAAGUCAUACCUUAAGCAUACGUUCAUGGCUCGCUGGCAAAUACUCCUUUCUUAUGGACGAAGGCUCUCGCAUGGUAGGACAUCUCGAUGCUGCUGCCCGCCUUGUACUGGAGGUCUUCGGGCCUUCGUGAGUUGAACUUCGUUUAGGAUCGCUAGAGAGAUGCAAUAGUCCUGGUUAUGUUUCAUGCUGUGGUCUGGCAGAUGUCAUUGCGAGGUUGCUUGCUCGCAUCGGUGCUUUUCGGAAGGGUCCUAAUACGUCCAGCCUCGCUUGUUGGUUCUCGGACCCUACUUCUUUCAUCGUUGAUGGAACAAGGAGGCAAAAGUAGGAACGUAGAUGGGCUUCUUCGCUUGACAACUUGUCAUAGCCUGGAGGUUGUCAAGGCAGCCUUCGCUGACAUUAGCUACAUUUAUCAAGAGCGAUCGCGCUAUUUUCACUCUACAGUCAGUGUAUGUUAGUCAGCACAGGAUCCGUGGUAGCGACGUGGAUGACUGUA
Macroventuria anomochaeta is the source of this 554-nucleotide messenger RNA. RefSeq lists its product as uncharacterized. The transcript has a single exon. Lineage: Eukaryota; Fungi; Ascomycota; Dothideomycetes; Pleosporales; Didymellaceae. Bases 238 to 516 code for a protein of 92 amino acids. The record is from RefSeq and is a predicted model, not a curated record.